AUUCAAAGAUUAAUUGAUAUUUGUGGGAUCUGCAAGUCCUCCACAAGCUGCUCCAGCCUUCCAUAUCAAAGGAGCCCGACUUUCAUGUUCCAAAUUCACGAAAACACCAGAACCUAGGACGCACGUGUUUGGAUGUUUAUGGUGUCCAGAUUGAAGGAUUUAACGAUUAUAACGAGUCGUUUACGUCACUACUUUCGAAACAUGGACGUCAAGGAGCUGAAGCCUCCCAGCUCGGUGCGCGGAAUGCAGGAGCUCCAAAGGGAACAGUUCCGAAAGAUCGUUCAAGUUCCGCGAUUACGGGUGCCCGAGUCUCAGGUGCAACGUGUGAUGCCGCUGGUCAAGAAGUUCCUGCUGAAAAUGGAGCACCUGCAUCCUGUCCGAGCUGUGGACCAAUCUCGAGAGAUCCUACUACAUCCAACGCCUGUCAAAAACUGGGAAUCCCUGCCAACAGAGGAUCUGCAGAGGCAGAAAGUCAAUGCCGAGAACUUCUCCUUUGCCGACCUCGAGUUGAGGUAUGAAAAUUGGAGCGCCAAUGAAAUCCUGAAAAGCGUGCUACCCACGGAGGAGGAGGGUCUCACCUCCUACUCCCGCAUAGGCCACAUUGCCCACCUUAAUCUUCGUGAUCAUCUGCUGCCCUAUAAGCAGCUCAUCGGUCAGGUGCUCCGUGACAAGCUUCCCAAUUGCCGCACUGUAGUUAACAAAGCAUCCUCCAUUGACAACACCUACCGCAACUUCCAGCUGGAGCUGAUCUGUGGGGACCCCAAUUACCAGGUGGAAACUAAGGAGAACGGAGUCCCAUUUGAGUUUGACUUCUCCAAGGUGUACUGGAAUCCCCGCCUCUCCACGGAGCACGAAAGAAUUGUGAAAAUGCUGAAAUCGGACGAUGUUCUCUAUGAUGUAUUUGCUGGCGUGGGUCCAUUCAGUGUGCCUGCUGCCAAGAAGCGAUGCCAUGUCCUGGCCAAUGACCUGAACCCUGAGAGUUUCCGUUGGCUCCAGCAUAAUGCCAAGAGAAAUAAGUGCAUGCCCAAUAUAAAGAUGAGCAAUAAAGAUGGUAGGCAGUUUAUCGUCGAGGAGCUAAGGGAGGACCUGCUAAAGCGUCUAUGUACCACGGAUACUACUACGUAUGCCAUACAUAUUACAAUGAAUCUACCUGCAAUGGCUGUAGAGUUCCUGGACGCAUUUCGUGGUCUCUACAGUGCAGAUGAGCUGGCACAGUUGCCCACAAACGUGUGCUAUCCCACUGUUCAUGUUUACUCCUUUGCCAAGGGUGAGAACACCAAGGAAUUGGUGCGUCAACUGGUGGAGAGCAAUCUGGGAGCCAUCCUGGACGAGAACCUGCUCCAGGGUAUCAAUUUUGUACGGAAUGUUGCCCCCAACAAGGACAUGUAUAGAGUGUCCUUUAAGCUAUCACUAAACUUGCUAACCACUUUAAAGGAAGUCGAAGUCACGAGAAAACGUUGUGCAGAGGAGGAGCUGGAGGUCCCCACCAAAGUGAAAUAUGUUUGAUCCAAUAGAUACAAUAAAGUUGUGAUUUCCAAACAA
Molecule: messenger RNA, 1542 nt
Organism: Drosophila simulans
Lineage: Eukaryota; Metazoa; Arthropoda; Insecta; Diptera; Drosophilidae
Product: tRNA (guanine(37)-N1)-methyltransferase
Exons: 1
Coding region: 133-1506 (457 amino acids)
Biological process (GO): mitochondrial tRNA methylation; tRNA N1-guanine methylation
Cellular component (GO): cytoplasm; mitochondrial matrix
Source: RefSeq, a predicted model, not a curated record